CAAGGUCUGACAAAGAGAGAGCUUAGCGAAGUCAUUCGUCUGUCAAAGUGGACAAACAUGUAGUAUGCCCACAGACGGUCUUGGAGCGCUUCAGCUCAGAAACAUGUUUUACAAUGACGAACAAACAGAACCACUACAGGACUUGUAAACUGCGAAGGACUUAGGUGAUAGGGGCAAAUUGAGUCGUUAGAGUGCUUUUUGACAUUGCUGACUCGUGAAGGAUACAGCAGCAGGCGAAUAUUCAGCCGGCAAUGGCGCUACGAGAGCUGCUUCUUCUGUCGUUGUGCGGUCUGAAUGCCGUAUACGUGUGCCAUGCUCGGACCGUUAGCAAGCUCUCUGGCACAACAUUCAGUGGCUACAAUUUGGACAUCGGACUCGGAACACCGACACAGCGGCUGCGUGUGCUGGUGGAUACGGCAAGUACUGACUUUCCCAUCGCCACAUCAGCUAACAGUGAUCCAGCUUCCAAGCUGAGUACCUACUUUGACACGUCACAAUCUUCAUCCUUCGGAAAUCAAUACACCCCCGUGAAUCGAUUCUACACGAAUACAAGUUACUGGCGUGGAACCCUGGGUCUUGCCCGCGUAUCACUGUCCACCUUGAAGCCAGUUUCAGCCUGGAUGGUAGCAGUCUAUGACUCGAAGAAUUUCUUCUUGCCAGAGUGGCAGGGAGCCCUUGGCUUAGCACCAUCGGUUUCUGGUGAUCUGGCUCAGGGAGGUCAAGUCCAUCAGUCGACGUUCAGUGCAUUCUAUGAUGUAGGCAGGGUGUUUUUUAACAAGUUCUCCUUGCAACUCUGCGGUGUCUCACAGCAAGGCAGUACUACCACUCAAGGAAACUUAGUAUGGGGUAACAACCUGAAGUCGCUGUACACUGGGCCAAUUCUGUACACUCCGUACGUACCGGCCACACUGUACGUAGUGGCUGUCAACCAUAUAGCUGUCAACGGAGUAAAGGUGACGGCCACGGCUAGCAAUGAUUCAGCAACAGUGACGACGAAUAACACCACGCUAACUGCAGUGCUGGACAGUGCUACAACCGGCCUCCGAUUUCCCGCAACUGGAUUGUAUCAACAGGUUGUGUCCAGCAUAAGAAACUCAACUAUGAUGAAUACUGACAGUGACUUCAGGAGAACCGUGGCUCUCUGCACUCAAAGUGAUGAUUUCUGGCGGGGAUCGGUUUCAUGCUGCAUCUCGAUUGGCACCAAUAGCAGUGAGCUGUUUGGGGGUUUUCCCAACAUCAGCAUUGCUAUACCACAGGCAGUGUGGUAUCUGGCCGAGCCGAAAGAAUUUUUACUUACAGUUACACCUCAGCUGUAUCUGGUCCCCACCAGAGUUUCGAGCGCUCCACGAAAAUGCUAUCGGUUCUCUAUCUCAGCAUCUGAUAAUGAUGCCCUUGUUUUCGGCACAGGACUGUUGGAAGGAUACUACGUCGUCUUUGAUCGUGAAGAGAAACGAAUUGGAUUUGCAGCCUCGGCUUGUCCCGACCUGGAUCCAGUAUUGCAGAAACCUGGUAUUCUUGGACCAUACCUAACCGAUGGUGUCACCACUGCUGUCCAUUCCUCUGUCACCACUGCUGCUGCCACAACAAGCAAGCCCGGACCAACGCCAACAACCAACACCGGGACUGUGCCAAAAUGUGCGCUAGUAUCAGCAGAGCUCUGCAAGAGAUCAUCAGGCAGUGAAUCCAAGACCUCUGGUAUUGCUAUUGGUGUGGGUGUGAGCUUUGGUGGUCUGCUGCUGCUUGCAACGUUUGCAGCUCUGCUUGUACGUAUGAAACGCAAUGCUGAUACGUAUGACCUGAUGGAUGAAACUGAAGAGAAAAACAUUGGUCCUAUCAAUGGUGGGGCGGAGAGUUUGGCUUGAUUCUUGCACUUUCAACUCCGUUUUUGCCAUGGUCAGCCUUUUUUAUUGUAAUAAAUCGCACCUUGAUAUUAAUUUUUGUGCUGUCUCGACAGAUUCUCAAGCCCUAGUUUACUCCUUUGAUUUGUUCCUUACUUGCUAAGUACAAUAAUGAUACCUUUUUCUCUAUUUACUUCACACAAUUCACAUUAAAAUUUUAUAAUUCUCUUCUCCGGCUUGCUAAUGGCUGAACUCCUUCCAGCAAGCCAGAGAAGAGAAUUCAAAUGUUUGUUGUUUCCUUUUCUCUCCGGAGAAGUUUGGAUUUUCUUCUCUGAUAGAAUUUUACGGCUUGUUUUUCAAGCCAACAAGAAGG
Molecule: messenger RNA, 2211 nt
Organism: Sycon ciliatum
Lineage: Eukaryota; Metazoa; Porifera; Calcarea; Leucosolenida; Sycettidae
Product: beta-secretase 2-like
Exons: 11
Coding region: 252-1862 (536 amino acids)
Biological process (GO): membrane protein ectodomain proteolysis; amyloid-beta metabolic process
Cellular component (GO): plasma membrane; endosome; trans-Golgi network
Molecular function (GO): aspartic-type endopeptidase activity
Source: RefSeq, a predicted model, not a curated record